AUGGAAGUUCCAUACCCGGACCAUAGGAGGCCGCUUUACUUGGAGGGACAGAUCAAUGAUGUGUUCAUAAGGAGAGCUUUGGUGGACACGGGUUCCUCUGUCAACAUAUUACCUCUGUCUGUGCUUACGGCAGCUGGUAUCCCAUUGUCCAAAAUUGUCCAAUCACAAACAAACAUCAGUGGUUUCGGGAAUAAGAGUGAGGUCACAGUCGGGCAUCUACAAGUACACUUGAAGGUUGGGCCAAUUCGGUCACUUACUAAGUUCUAUGUCGUGGAUGUGGAUGUGGCUUACCAUGCUUUGCUUGGAAGGCCAUGGCUCAACAAGCAUAAGCUUGUGGUCUCUACCUAUCAUCAAUGCGUAAAAGGAAGGAUUGGGCUGAGGCCGCUACGCAUACCUGGAAACCAAGCACCUUUCAACAAAGAUGAAGCUCACUACUCUGAAGCAGAAUUCUACACUGAAUGCACAGGUGCUGGAAGCAAUCCAUCCAAGGAUUUCGGGACCUACCUUCCUUCAUGGACUGAAAUUCGUGAUUUAAGCAAUGAGGAGCUCAUCACCAUUGUCGAUCGAGAGAGAAAGAGGCACUCGGAAGUCAACAACCAUGCCUAUGAUCAUCCCCAAUGCUCAAAGGUGACGCUGCCCGAUGGACGUAUCGUGUACCGCUUAUGA
This is a messenger RNA of Prunus armeniaca (apricot), 666 nucleotides long. Lineage: Eukaryota; Viridiplantae; Streptophyta; Magnoliopsida; Rosales; Rosaceae. The record is from the annotation of a GenBank genome assembly.